AUGAUCCGGUCUGCUUGCGUCAAUGUGCAAUGUGCUCGUAGCGACGCUGAGAGCAGCAGCAGCAUGGCUGGACAUGGUUCCCACAUUCCUGGAUGCAUGCUUCCACGCGCUGCCACGCUUCUCAAUUCGCGCAUUAUUAUGUAUUCUUCCGACAUCAUCGUCCUCGUUAUUCCCGGCGCUGCAUCUCACGCUUUUAUUCGCGCAUUAUGCGUGAGAGCUGUCACCUCUCUUCCAGCAUGUACGGCUGCUGGUACUGGGAUGCAACCUGGCUGGUUGCUGCUGCACACAUCUCCUGCAGUCAAUCAACCACGUUUGUCCCAGCAGUGUGGUCGUACAAACCAUCAUAGCGCCAGCGGCAGUAGCGCCAAAAACCUCGCAAAAAGCAACAAACUGCAAACGCGCUAUCCCAGACGCACGUGCGUGCAUAGCUGGAGCUUAUACAGAGAAGAGCCCGACACGCUGCCAGUGCCCGCCUCUAGGUGGUGGGCCCAGGCCAAGAUACUGGAAUCGGUCCGUCUAAACACACGCCACGCUGCCAGCUGCGAUUUCUAA
Pseudovirgaria hyperparasitica is the source of this 552-nucleotide messenger RNA. RefSeq lists its product as uncharacterized. The transcript has 3 exons. The coding region runs from base 1 to 552 and encodes 183 amino acids. NCBI's taxonomy places the organism in Eukaryota, Fungi, Ascomycota, Dothideomycetes, Acrospermales, Acrospermaceae. The record is from RefSeq and is a predicted model, not a curated record.